Cydia pomonella (codling moth) is the source of this 2011-nucleotide messenger RNA. It is a transcript of the gene Ssl1, whose product is annotated as general transcription factor IIH subunit 2. Lineage: Eukaryota; Metazoa; Arthropoda; Insecta; Lepidoptera; Tortricidae. Gene Ontology annotation, biological process: nucleotide-excision repair; DNA-templated transcription; regulation of transcription by RNA polymerase II. The transcript is spliced from 9 exons. The record is from RefSeq and is a predicted model, not a curated record. Gene Ontology annotation, cellular component: transcription factor TFIIH holo complex; transcription factor TFIIH core complex. Gene Ontology annotation, molecular function: zinc ion binding. Bases 247 to 1449 code for a protein of 400 amino acids.
UUGCUAUUCCUACGAUGGAGCCAUAACACGAAAAAUUUAUUGAUGUUACUUGAAUACUGGGCAUUCAUUAGUAUUGUAUAUUCAUUUCAAUUAAAUUUUGUUGAAGUAUAUAAAGGAGAACCUGUUUUAUGUGUACUUUUUUGAUACAUGUUAGAUUCCUACUCAAUGCUGGUUUAAAUUCAGAUAACCUAAUUCAUUGUUGUUAAACACUUGCAUAAAUCUUAUUAAAAACCUCAGACAAUAACAAUGGCAGACGACGAAGUGGAUCCCAAAGAGUAUCGAUGGGAAACCGGCUAUGAGAAAACUUGGGAGGCAAUCAAAGAAGAUGAGGAUGGUUUGGUGGAAGGCCUGGUGGCGGAGUUCGCCCAAAAGGCGGCUCGGAAGGCAGCGGCGCCGCGCAAAGGGCCCGUGAGGCUGGGCAUGAUGCGGCAUCUUCUGGUAGCCGUGGACUGCUCCGAGGCGAUGAGCUGCCAGGAUAUAAAACCUACUAGAUUCCUUUGCACACUAAAGUUGUUAGAGAGAUUUAUAGAAGAAUUCUUUGAUCAAAACCCCUUGAGCCAACUGGGCCUGGUGCUCAUGAAGAACAAGAGAGCAGAAAGGCUCACAGAAAUGUCAGGAAAUCUUAGAAAACACAUAAAGGCUGUACAAGGCUUGUCAAAUAUAGCCCUGAUUGGUGAGCCAUCACUGCAGAACACAUUGGAGUUUGCAAGUCGAGUCCUCAAGCCCCUUCCUGGACAUGCUUCAAGAGAACUUCUAGUGUUAUUUGCCUCACUCACUACUUGUGACCCGGGGGACAUAACUACAACUAUACAGAGUCUUAAGACCGACGGUAUCAGGUGUAGUGUAAUAGGGCUGGCAGCUGAAGUUAGGAUCUGUAAGAAGUUAUGUCAAGAUACUGGUGGCGAAUAUGGGGUGAUACUAGACGACGUCCACUACCGCACCCUCCUGCUGGACUGCACGGCGCCGCCGGCGCGCGCGCGCAGCCUGGACGCGGGGCUCGUGAAGAUGGGCUUCCCGCACGCGCCGCCCUCCGAGCAGGACAACAGCGCGCCCCCGCCCGUCACGCAGUGCAUGUGUCACUUGGAAGAGGGUGAAGGCGUAGGCACGGAGGGCCACCUCUGCCCGCAAUGUCGCAGCAAAUACUGCUCCCUGCCCGCUCAGUGUCGGACUUGCGGCCUCACGUUGGCGUCAGCGCCACAUCUAGCCAGAUCUUACCAUCACCUGUUCCCUGUGGAGCCGUAUGAAGAAAUACCAAAUGAAGGCCAAGCUCAGUACUGUUUUGGGUGUUUAAGGCCUUUUGUGGAUCUAGAUAAAGAAUUGCACCGCUGCCCACGUUGCCGCGAGCAUUACUGCUGGGAAUGUGCAAGUGCGGUCGCGGCGACACUGCAUGUGUGUCCGGCUUGCGCCUCGCGUCCACACCUGUACCAGCGGCUGCCGGACCACGAGUGAAGCGAAGACAUGUGUGUAUGUCACUUGUACUGUGCCCGCUCGGGUCGCCAACUAUUGAAGUUCUCAUUCACGGCCACAGAUAUUUAUAGUGUUAAGUAGGUACUACUGCUGGGAAUGCGCAAGCGCAGUCACGGCCACACUGCAUGUGUGUCCGGUGUGCGCCUUGCUUCCACACCGGUACCAGCGGCCGGACCACGGAUGAAACGAGUACAUGUGUGUAUAUCUAACAUCGGCUCGCUGUAAUUGAAGUAUUCAUUCGAGACCACCGAAAAGAUAAUAAUAGUACUAUUCGUACAGUUCGUACUACUGCUUCUCAGCAACCAUUCUCAUGCUUGAGCGCCGUAGCCACACCUGAUGUGAUUCACUUCCACACCUGUACCAGCAGCUUCAAGACCACGAGUGAAGUGAGGACUGACUAGGUAAGGUUUUAGUGUGUAGCUUACUUAUGUAUAAAAUGUUCUAGCGCUUUACCCUAAUAUACACUAAAAUCAAUAAAACACGGCUUUCUUGAGUAGCGCUGAAUUAUAUUCAACAUUGAAAUAAAACAGUAUAUUUUUGUAAA